AUGUCGUCGGCCGCGCUCCAUGCCGUGCCGCCGCAGCAUUUCCAGUCCUCUCCCAAUGCCUCGCCCUCGUCGGCGCGCAGACCUCAGAGCCAAAGACCGUCAACCGGGAGCGGCCCUUCACAUUACGACAGCCCUUCUGCCGUAGCUGCCCGUCAGGUCUCGUCGUCCUCGGCCCAGGCAUCGCCCAACCACCGCAAGAUCUCUACCGCCUAUGACUCGAUGGAACCCGCCAUGCCUCAACAAGAAUACAUGUCCACUCACCCUCACCUCAACGCAGACAGUCCGUCGCAGGCCCGGCGGAAAGAGAUGGACCAACCCUCGUCGCCGAGGCAGAUGAUCCCCGACACCCUUCCCCGUGAAGACAGUGCCAUCUUGAGCAGAUUAGUCAUUGACGACCCGCAAGCCGACGCCGCCCGUGAACGAGCCCGCGUCGCUGAAGCACAACCCAUCUCAGCCAACCACCACCACGAACCAUCGAUGGCAGCCAUGGAAGCCCCCGAGGAAGCCGCACCCCGUCGCCGACAGGAACACCUCAAGUCAAGCCACCCUAGGAAGGAGACUAAGUUUGGAGAGUACAUUCUCGGACAGACACUGGGUGAAGGAGAGUUUGGCAAAGUCAAGAUGGGCUGGAAGAAAGAGGGAGGAGUGCAGGUUGCCAUCAAGCUAAUCCGUCGUGAGACACUGGGCAACAACCCCAACCGGCUGCCCAAGAUCUACCGUGAGAUAUCGAUUUUGCGCGGACUGCAACAUCCCAACAUCGUGCGCCUGCACGAAAUGGUAGAGACUGAGAGGCACAUCGGCAUCAUCCUCGAGUACGCAUCGGGCGGAGAACUGUUCGACUACAUCCUAAACCACCGCUACCUUAAGGACAACGCGGCCCGUCGGUUGUUUGCACAGCUCGUUUCAGGUGUUGGCUACUUGCAUAAGAAGGGUAUUGUCCAUCGCGACUUGAAGCUGGAGAAUCUGCUGCUGGACCGCAACCGCAACAUCAUUAUUACCGAUUUCGGUUUCGCCAACACUUUCAGCCCGGACGACGAACUCGGCGAGGAGAUCGAGUACAACCUCAACAACAAAGAAUACGUCUCCAAGAUGGGAUUGGAGCAUCUGCAGCCGACUGGUCACCGUCGUGGUGAUCUUAUGCAGACAAGUUGUGGUAGCCCAUGCUAUGCCGCGCCAGAAUUGGUCGUUAGUGACUCUCUGUACACUGGUCGCAAGGUUGACGUGUGGAGUUGCGGUGUGAUUUUGUAUGCCAUGCUUGCAGGAUACCUGCCAUUCGAUGACGAUCCGGCCAACCCUGAGGGUGACAACAUCAACCUCUUGUACAAGUACAUCGUUUCGACGCCCCUGACCUUCCCCGAGUAUGUUACCCCUCACGCCCGCGAUCUACUUCGUCGCAUUCUGGUUCCGGACCCGAGAAAGCGUGCAGACCUAUUUGAGGUUGCUCGUCACAGCUGGUUGAGCGAGUAUGCACAUGUUGUUGGUUUCAUAACAAGUACCACAACUACUUCGGCCGAUAUCGUUGAAUCCACCAUUCCUACCGACGAUCAAUACGAUGUACCACAGCUCGCCCGCAGUGCUUCGGUCAGAGAGCCAUCCAAACCGAGUCAAAUCUCCGUCCCUGGCGGUCUUAUCAACAAGAAUGUUCCUAUCAACGAGCCUGAGACCAAGACUCCUCGCGAUGCUAAACGUAGAACAGUCCAGGUUGAGUAUGUUGCUCCUCAGUCACAGACUGUAAGACAGCAGCCUAUCUCUGCCUCGUUGCCUGCAAGUGUCGCUAUGGCACAGCCUGCUCCUCCACCUUCUCAGGGAAGAUCGCGCGCGAGGGGAGACAGUGCUGCUGGUCCCGUUGCCGUCAACCCUGCUUCUUACGACCCUUCCGCCGGUCCUCAGCGCUCUCAGCAACGCCCAGCCACUCAGUCUGCAAUGUCACCGCCUGUUCGCCCCAAUCGCGAGCCUACCCGAGCAGUCACGGACUCGACUCCAUUCACCGUUGGCUCACCGACUUCAACCGCUCGUCCCACUACCAGCGGAUCGAGAUUGCCCUCGCGUGGCAACUCUUAUGGCCAGCCUGCUCUCGCCACUGUUGCCGCCACCAACGCCGAAGGCCGCUUUUCGCAGCCCAAGUCGUCUGGUUACAUCAUCUCCGGUCCUAACUCUCAGGAUGGCUCGAAGAGGAACUCUUACACUGGAAGGCCAGUCAGCCAACAUCUGCCUAGCGAUUACCAAGCCGCCCCUCAACAACCCGCCGAGAGACCGGUACGUGGUCACAAGCGCUCUAACACGGUCGAAAGUUUCACUACCAAGUUAUUCGGUCGUUCUGGCUCUCGUCGUCAAUCGGCAACUCCACAAGAGAUUGCCAAUGCCCGUCAAGAAAGAGAGAAGUCUUCGCGCAUGUAUCCUCCCGUCAGCAUGAAAAAUGCUAUGCCGCACUCAGGCGAGGAUCUUCCUCGUCCUUCUACCGAGUCUUCUCGCCGCUCCUUCGGCUAUAACCGUAAGACUAGCGAGACCGCUGGACCUAGAUCGUCAAGAAGAUUCUCUUUCCUGCCCGUGUCGUUUUCUAGAAUGAGCUUCUCCGGCGCAUCUGGACCCGAAGCUGCCGAAGGUGCUGGUAGACGCGCUUCUGUGCAAGCGAACGCCCGUAGUCGUCCUGCUUCCAAGCAAUCGCCUGUCAUGGCGUUUGGUCAAGGCAGAAGCCGUUCGCCUAGCCAGAGCACCACCAGCAGCAGCAUCCCAACCGUGCAUGAUAACAACGUUGACGGCCGCCGUAAGAUGACCCACCAACCUGUUCGCGGUGCGACUGCCCCCGAUCUCACAAAGAUGCAAGAUCCUGGUUUCUCGCAGCAACAACAAUUCUCGAGACAACAGCAACAAGAGCAGUACAACAACUACACUCCUCCACAGAGCAGUGCUGGUCGACCAAGACAGGAGAACUUCUACACACCUUCGCAAUCCGCUGAAUCGCAAGCAUCCGACUCAAUUGCUCAAACACCAAGACAGCAAUACCCCUCUGGCUUCAACGAAACCGAGUCCGCUGUCCAGGCCAAACCUCAACAUCGUCAACAAGCGGUGCUACAGAAGAACCGCAAAUUCGGUGACGCAUACGAGGGCCAUGGCAACGGUGGUAGCAGUGGUGGUGCUCGACGAGUGAUGGACUGGUUCCGUAAGAGAGGCAAGGACAGGAGCAACUAG
Aureobasidium pullulans EXF-150 is the source of this 3189-nucleotide messenger RNA. RefSeq names its product kinase-like protein. Gene Ontology annotation, cellular component: cytoplasm. Lineage: Eukaryota; Fungi; Ascomycota; Dothideomycetes; Dothideales; Saccotheciaceae. The record is from RefSeq and is a predicted model, not a curated record. Gene Ontology annotation, molecular function: ATP binding; protein serine/threonine kinase activity; tau-protein kinase activity. Bases 1 to 3189 code for a protein of 1062 amino acids. The transcript is spliced from 3 exons. Gene Ontology annotation, biological process: protein phosphorylation; microtubule cytoskeleton organization; intracellular signal transduction.